Molecule: messenger RNA, 1521 nt
Organism: Oryzias latipes (Japanese medaka)
Lineage: Eukaryota; Metazoa; Chordata; Actinopteri; Beloniformes; Adrianichthyidae
Gene: pde6gb
Product: phosphodiesterase 6G, cGMP-specific, rod, gamma, paralog b
Biological process (GO): positive regulation of epidermal growth factor receptor signaling pathway; visual perception; positive regulation of G protein-coupled receptor signaling pathway
Cellular component (GO): photoreceptor outer segment membrane
Molecular function (GO): 3',5'-cyclic-nucleotide phosphodiesterase activity; cGMP binding
Source: RefSeq, a predicted model, not a curated record
AAGGGAUCCUGGUUUGUCCCUGCAGCCAGCCUAGCAUAGAAGUCCAGUCAUCGGAGCAGCGCCGCGCUCACACCCACUCGUCUGGCUGUUCUUCACCCAAGCAGCCGAUUUCACCGCGACGACUGAGAGCCAUCUCUGAGGCCAAGAGUCAAAACACAUUUGCAUAACUGCUCAAAAUGAAUCUUGAGCCACCGAAGGCCGAGAUCAAGUCGGCCACCCGCGUAAGUGGAGGCCCCGCCACCCCACGCAAGGGCCCCCCCAAGUUCAAGCAGAGGCAGACCCGUCAGUUCAAGAGCAAGCCUCCUAAGAAGGGGGUGCAGGGCUUUGGUGACGAUAUCCCCGGCAUGGAGGGCCUGGGCACGGACAUCACUGUUAUCUGCCCCUGGGAGGCCUUCAGUCACCUGGAGCUGCACGAGCUGGCCCAGUACGGCAUCAUCUGAGCCUUCCUGCACCCCCCUGCCACCCUCUGAGGGUUCCAGGCGGUGCUUCUCAAACCAUCUGCCUCAGGCUCCAUCUCCAACAUUUACAUGGAACCGCUCAAAAGAAACAGUGAUGAACUGCAACAAACAUAAAAAUUGAAAAAUGGGAAAAAAUUGUCACAAAAAAAAAACCUUCUCUCUUCUGUGUCUUUGGACUGUUCUUCUGUCUGCAGCACCACUGCUCACAUUUAGGAUCUGUCGAUUUCUGUCUCAUCAUGUCACUCUCUAGACCGGACCAGAACCUUUCCUCUCCUGCUCUUUUCUCGUUUGCUCUGCAUCCUUUCUUCUUUUUCUAUACACCUGAGGGAAAAACAAGAAACUUACGCAAGCAAGGCAGCCUCACAGUGAGUAAAGAAACAGACCCGUGAGGUGGGUGGGUCCCCACUUCACGCGCUGCGGCACCUCUUUUCCCAGCGUAGAGGUUUCCUCCAUCCACGCCGCGCUUCAUAAAAGACAUAACCUGAAUUCUGUAGAGAGCAGACACCAGCUGGCCAUUGCUGAGCGUAACCAAGCAGGAUCAACCUAUUCUUAUGUAAUGCUUCAUUUUUCCAUUCUAUGUCAUUUCAGUCAUUUAGUUGUUCCUUUUUAAAUGUCCAGAAAACACUUAGAUGUUUUGGGUCACAGUUCAGAGUGAUGUGAUUGUCAGUACUUCAUAAACUUUAUCGUUUUUAAUAGUGGAAAACAUCCUUUAUAUGUCUCCUUUUUCUACACAUCCCUUGUAUUGUAUAAUAUUUGUAUACAUAUAUCCUGUUUUCUCAGUGUGUUUAUGUAACUUCACCAUGCUUGUCUGUCAUGUUAAUAUUUUGAAGCUUUUAGUUCCAACACUCCCACAAAGUCAUUCUGUCUUCCAUCCCUCUGAGUCCCGUUUGUCUGCGGUUUCAUCUCCACGUCUCCUUCCCACAUGGACGGAUGCACUGACGGAGGGCAGAGGGAUGAAUGACAAAAGUCACAUGACUAAGAUCUGAUGGAAAGAGUAAUGGAGCUUUGUCCUCUCUACAGGACGAUGGGGAAAAAAUAAAGCAUAAAAAGGGUAAAAUAAAAA